AUGGAGUUGCUCACUGCAGCAAGCCCAGAGAGCUUUCAUGGUAAGAAAGUUGUUAUUUGUGUGAUGCUAGCAUUUUUACCGGCGAUGUAACGGUUAACCCGGUUAAGAGCGAGAGGGCGCUUUGAAAUUUACAACGUGCUCGUUGUAAUUUAAACCAUAGUAAAUUGCUUUAGUUAUCAGUCAUAAUUGACAUCACAAAGCAUUCUUAACAGCAUAAAGUAAAAUAUAAAAAAUGUUAGAAGGCAGCCAGUUAAAAUUAUUAAAAGCACAAGCUUUACACCAGUACUGCAACAGUUCCUUAUAAACGGCAAGGGGAGGGUCGCGCUUGUAUAGUCUUAAUAACAAAUAAUUAAAAUUUAUUUUCUUCGAAUGGACUACCUUACCAGUGCUUUACAUGUAAGAUCCAUGAAAAUUCUAGCAUUAUUUUUAGUUUUAGGUGUGUUAAUUCUUCCAUUCCUUCUUAUAUUGACUUAGAACUCGUAGUGGCAGUCACGAGUACUGAUACUGUACAGGGGAGGGGAAAGGAGACGAAAUUUUAGAAAGGAACGGAGGGGAUAUGCUAAUAUGCGAUUGUAUUAGAAUUCAAACCAAUUCGAAAAAUUGGCCUUUUUUUGGGGGGGGCAUUGGUUGUUGGUUGCCACUGGAUGAGAUUGUGAUCAGAAUUUUAUUUCUCCUUAAGGAUAUCUUUGAGUCCUCAAAUAUAGUGCUCAGAGAAGUCAAGAAGUUACACUGUAAAUGUUUGAUGAUAAACAAAUGUCAUGAUUUAGACUAAAGCGAUGUGAGCCACUGAGAAUUACCAUUUUGAAACACACGUUGACAAAAGAUAGUAAAUAUUGUUCAUGUGACAAUUUGAGCAUCCUAUCAGCCAAUCAGUGAACUUCUUUUGUUUUUACGCUAACUUUGGACUACCUUUGUGUUCAUACAAUUUUGUGAAGAGAGAAUGUGACUAACAUGGCUUGACUGGUUUUUAUUUUUAUUUUAGUUUUUGAAAUAAUUUGUUAAUGCAAAUUACUUAGUGUUUGUUCACAUGUCAAGAACAAACAGAAUUAUUAUACGUGAACGUUGAAGACAUAGAUUAGACAAUAUUUUUGUAUUGAAGUAGAAAUCCAGGUGCAAUCCUUCACUGCUUCAACUUCUGAAAUAUUGGUUUGGCACUUGAAGAUUAAUUCCAUAUCUCUGCUGCUCAUGUAUCAUUUACUACACGCUCAGUGGUACCAUAAGAACUACCCAUAGGGCAACAGUCUGAAGAGGAUAAGCCCUUAUAAUCGGAUUAAGUAGAACCAGAUGUUUUGAUGCAUAUCUGCUGGCACAGUGCUGAAGCCAUGAUUUCUAAUAGAGGGGUCAAAUUAAGUGACAUUGUUCGUAUGUCUAGACUUCUUUGUUGCUAUAAAUUUUAUUCUUACAAAAUCAAGUAUGCAUUUUUCUACAUGCCUUUUCAGGGCCGUAGUUAGCAUGAUGCAAGACGAGGCAGUUACCUCAUCUUGGUUUUGGCCUUCUUUUUUUUUUGGAGAAACUUUUAAUUGAGAAAAUAAUCCCUAGAAAUAAGUGGAUUGGUUAAGAUAAAACCAGGAAAUAUAAGGUGGAUGAAUUGCGGGGAAAAGCAUUUUAAUGAGGUCAAUUCGUUUCAUGUGGACUGUGAGUAACAGUUUUUCAAAUGCGUUAGAAUGCAGAUGGUCAUUUACUUGGCACCAGUAUCACCAGGCAAUAAAAAAGUGAACUUCUACACUUGCCCAAGAUUGACUUUUCUGAAGAAAAAUGCCACGGAAAAUGCUUACAAGAGAAAUUCUGAGCCGCUAGAUUUCAAGAUUUUAAGGGGGGGGGCAUGCCCCCAGACCCCCUGAGAGGCUUGUGCCUUCGGUGCUUGAAUCUUGCCUCGUCUUGUUCUGGCUGCAGCCCUGCUUUUGGUAGUAACAAUUUCAGUCUCAAAGCAAAACAUCAUUGGAAUACUAGGAAAUUGUGUAUACUGACAGAUGCAUUCAAGGGGUCCUUCCCUCCUUGUAGAUCUGGCACUGUGGCCUCAGUACUGGAUGCUAAACCGAGGCCAAAAGAGUUACUUUUCUUUGGCACUUGAUUAGUCGAGGAGCUUCACGGAGUCCUCAUACACCUUUCCUGCUUCUAUAGAGUAUUUACCUCAAUUUCCAAAUUAAAAUUUGUUCCGACAACUCCCGAACAUUACCGAAGAUGUUCCAAUGAUUUCCGAAGGUUACCGAACGUAGCACUGCAAAGCGCUCGGACUAACCAAAUGGUAGAAUACUUAGCCUUAUUCAGUAAUUCAUGCUAACACUGAUUCUCUUCCCCACAGAUGAGGAAUGUUUCCGUUUUCAACAAGGAGACGAUAGCGGUCUAAGUUCCUGUCCUUCGACCCCCACGACGACAGAAGACAACGAAUCUCUUUCAGAUAUAUUUGAUUUGAGCUCUUCUUUGUGUGAUAGUCUGAACUUGAGCCUCUUCGAUGGCGAUCUUCCGAACAAGUUGCUCACUCAUAUUAAAAUUAAAACCGAUGACGACGUUAACGAUGAACUGUGGCAGCCUGUCCCCGGAACACCAUCUUGUAUUGUCAACAGCAGUUCGAGUUUCUUGGACUCGCUCGAUUUUGGAGUAAUAGACGAACUGUUUGGCCCAACGGUAGACCCAAGGGAUAUUUUUAAAGCUAUUGAAAAGCCUUCUCAGGGAGAUAUUGUCUCCUCGGAGAUACUAGCUGAUGUAACAAAUUCUGUCACUUGCUCAAACAUUUCUUCAACUGUCGCCGAAGUAGGGACUACUCCGACAGGAACUCCUGAAGAAAUCGAGCAGAACAUUGUUAAACGCGAACUUAGAACGAGGCGAAAGAGAGCGCAGUUAAAUAUUGAUCACGAUUAUUGUAAAUCUACGGAUCUGAACGAUUCGGAGGAUGAGUUCAAGGCUGACGAGGAAAGCGAUGAGGUGUCAGAUGAUGAUGAAGACUACACAGCUCCAUGCCCGGCGAAGAAAUCCCGCAAAACUAACUCAAACUCUGCCGAGAAAGGGAAAGGCAAAGGCAAAGGCAAAGACGCUAAAUACUGGGAGAGGCGCCAAAGAAACAAUUUAGCGGCCAAGCGAUCUCGUGAGGCAAAACGCGCGCGAGAAAUACAAGUCGCUAAAAAGUCCGUUGCGCUGGAGAAAGAAAACGCUAAUUUGAAAAAACUAGUCCGGAAGCUUAAAGCGGACAUUAAAAAGGCUGAAAAGAAAUUGCGCAUUAUGAUAUGAAAAUAAGCCGAGAACGAAGAAUGAGUCACAGAGAUUGUGAGAUGCCGGUAUUGGCCAAACAUCCGCCAAGGAUAGUCAUCAGUGAGCAAUUAAAUAGGAAUGUGUUAAUAACUAACAUUACCUAUAUCCUUCAGCAUUGUCUCUCUGUUUUUAUUUCCUUUUUAUUCAGUGAAAUUGGCUAAAGCAGCUAAAACUCCCGCACGGGAUUAUUUAUUCUAGAAACCUUUACGUAGACUCUGUUCUUCUGUUAAGUCCAGCCAUAGAGACUGUUGAAGUCGACUGGUUGCUCACUUGUAAAUCGGGAGCAUUCCUUGUUCUAUAAAUGAAGGUUUUGUCUAGCCUGGUACCAGGCUCCGCAGUGGGGUGAAACAGCAAUUGAAUCGGCGAGCAGUGGGCUGGGAGGGGGAAAGGGCGGCCCCCCUUUCCCCUCCCCACACUACCGCUCGGAUCGCUUCGCUCGCGAGUUUUUUCCUUCUUUAUCCUCCAAUGCGGAGCCUGUUCCCAGGCUAGGUUUUGUUAAGCUUGGUUAACAAUGAAAUGAAUGCAAUUAUUAGUGCGAAUCACACCGUUUUGUGAUCAGAUGUAUACUUUUCUAAACUUGUGCGAUAAAUUAUUGAAGUUUUUAGAAGUCGAACUUACGAAGUGGUUGUAUUAUUUUGCGCGGUACACGAUUGAUGGGAACAAGGCGCCUAGUUGAAAAAAGGCGAACAACGGAGGCAAAAAUCGGUGGGAUACAGCCGCCUCCUCAGGCGCUUCGUUUUUCUCAUGGCAGAGGCGAGCGCGAAACGCGAGUGACUGGUGAUGAACCGCAAGGGACCUUGAGAAGAGUAUAUGGCGGCAGGCGAAGCGCCUUACCCGUUGUCUCCUUCCCGCCUUCCUUUGCACGAACAUUUUCAUCGAAAGAGAGAAGUCUGGG
This is a messenger RNA of Porites lobata, 4141 nucleotides long. NCBI's taxonomy places the organism in Eukaryota, Metazoa, Cnidaria, Anthozoa, Scleractinia, Poritidae. The record is from the annotation of a GenBank genome assembly.